AUGGCGGGGGGCCUGCCUUCGAAUUCCGAGCUGCAUCGCUGCAUCUGGCUUGCCAUCGACAAAGAAGAAACGACACAAACAUUCGUCUUCGCAGGUCCGCACGGUUCUCUCGGAUCUGCGCUGAAACCCGCUGGCGGCGCCUCGGGCGCCGACACUGGAGCGCCGCGCGCGGCGGGUAGGGAGAUCCAGCUCAGAUCCAAUUCAUCCGCGCGAGCCUCCGAGAGCAGAUUCCUCCCACUGUGGCGUUGCAGACCAGCCAUCCAGUACCACCAGCCGCUGCUGCACCUCAGCCGCUGCUUCUGA
Messenger RNA from Prorocentrum cordatum, 303 nucleotides. Lineage: Eukaryota; Dinophyceae; Prorocentrales; Prorocentraceae. The record is from the annotation of a GenBank genome assembly.